Sclerotinia borealis F-4128 is the source of this 705-nucleotide messenger RNA. The record is from the annotation of a GenBank genome assembly. Lineage: Eukaryota; Fungi; Ascomycota; Leotiomycetes; Helotiales; Sclerotiniaceae.
AUGAAUCAAUCACUUCCACCCAACGUUCACAUCUCCACUCAUCCAUGUCUCCAAGUCAAACUCUCACAGUUGCGAUCCAGCGAGGCCAAUACGCGCGAAACCAAAGCUCUCGUCAAUGACAUCUCAUUGAUAAUAGCAUGUGAAGCCACCGCCGCCGGGCUUAACGUUUCUAAAGGCCCAACCGCCAAAACACCCCUCGGAUACGAAUACACCACCACAACCAUAACCCCCACCACCAUCUCUCUAAUCCCAAUUCUCCGCUCCGGGCUCUCCAUGGUCGAAGCCCUACAAACGGUCCUCCCAGCCCCCGCCCCCAUCCACCACCUCGGUCUCUUCCGUGAACCCACCACGCUCGAACCCGUCGAAUACUACAACAAUCUCCCCUACCACGCGCCUCCCGCUACCUCCCCCUCCAACACCCCCAAUGCCUCCGCCUCGGAACUGGCCAUCUUGCUCGAUCCCGUCAUUGCGACCGGAGGUACUUGUGCCGCGGCCAUUCGUACGUUGAGGGAAUGGGGCGUCCAGAGAAUUAUUGUCUUGAGUGUGUUGGCUGCGCUGCCGGGCUUGCGUCAUGCGGCUAGUGAGUGGCCCGAGGGAACGGAGAUUUGGUGUGCGGGGGUGGAUGAGGAGGUUAAUGACAAGGGGAUGAUCAAGCCGGGAUUGGGAGAUGUGGGCGAUAGGUUGUUCUUGACGAUUGGGAAGUGA